UGGGGCUAAAGGGGGGAGCAGACAGCCAGAAUUAAGCAAUUGAGAUGAAUUAAGUUCAGAUGGUAACAGACACCCUGUAGAAAACAAAGUGACACAGGAAGAUCACUCCAGGUGGGGUGGUCGGGGACGGCCCCCUUUGAGGCGUCAUCUGAUCUGAAGCUAGUGACACACAGCUUAACGUCCAAAAGGAAAACGAGUCACCGAAUUUCAAGCGUAGUCGCCGCUGAAGCUCUGGGCAGGAUUCGGGAAAUAAGCAGGUGUUAGAGGCGUGCUCACUCACACUCAACUGAGACUUUCUGCAAAGACAGAAAGACGCCAAGAGAAGGGAGCACCUCUCACGAUGUGACUCCAGGAUGUUUAAUUCUGUCUCUACCAACUUAAAUCAAAUGGGGGCCCCAACGGAGAGCACCUCGCUCUCCAAGAAACGCCGCAACACAGAACGUGGGGAUGGAGGCAAGUUGUAACGACCCCGGCUCACAAGUUAGUUCACCGAGGCCAGGGAAAGUCAAACCGCUGGCCCAGGGCAGGCCGGGGACUGGAACCCUGGACGCUGCUCCCACGUCCCGUCCCGGAGGGUCCAGAAUAGGUGGCUCCCAGCGCGGGCUGGAGGAUGAGGCUCCGGGCGGAACUGGGACGUCUCUCAAUCCUGCGAUCCGUACUCCAGGUCUCCCGGUGGCCCGGGAGAGCCCAAAACGCGGAACAGCGGAUCCCCGGAGCGGAAUAAAAAGCGCGGCUACAGGACAUGAGCAUGCGCAGUAGCCCGGCCCAGAGAGGCCUUGCGAGGCGCUGGGGGAGGGUCAUCCGAAACUGACGUUCACUACGUCGGCGUCAGCGCCCCGUAGGGAGGAGGGCGACGACUCCAUCCGCCAUGUUGGAUGCCGCAGAUUCGCCAUAAGCUCGCCGGCUCUUUUCUUAAAAAAAUAAAAAUAAAAAGCGAAGCAUCAGCGGGUCACCCCGCCUUCUCGGUCGGCACAGGACGGGGCCCGGAAGAGCCCGAGGCUUUUUUUUCCUCUGCGGUGGGGGCGUUGCCAUGGAGACGCAGGAGGCAGAAAACACUGCCAUCUUCAUGUGUAAAUGUUGUAACCUUUUCUCACCGAAUCAGUCGGAGCUCCUCUGCCACGUUUCUGAGAAGCAUGCGGAAGAAGGGGUGAACGUUGAUGAGAUCAUCAUUCCCCUCAGACCUCUCAGCACUCCUGAGCCCACUAACCCGAGCAAAACUGGAGAUGAGUUUUUGGUAGUGAAGCGGAAAAGAGGCAGGCCGAAGGGGUCCACGAAGAAGCCCUGUGCUGAAGAGGAGCUGACAGAACAUGUCGCGACUCCAGCUGAGGGCAGUCCGUUGGCGUCAGAGGAAGGGAACAGCCUAGCACCAAGCACCUUGGAGUGUAGCAAAUGCUGCCGGAAGUUCUCUAACACCCGCCAGCUGAGAAAGCACAUCUGCAUUAUAGUGCUGAAUUUGGGUGAGGAGGACGGAGACGCAGGUAAUGAGUCUGACCUUGAACUGGAAAAAAAAUAUAAGGAAGACGAUCGAGAAAAGGCCUCGAAAAGACCCCGGGCACAGAAAACGGAGAAAAUCCAGAAAAUCUCCUCGGGAAGGGAGACUGGGCAGCUUUCUGGAGUGAAGAAGCCCAUCAUAAGCGUGGUUCUAACUGCACAUGAAGCUAUUCCAGGUGCUACCAAGAUUGUUCCAGUGGAAGCAGGGCCCCCGGAAACAGAGGCAGCGAACCCCGAGACCACUGUGGCAGACCUGGCGCAUCGCAGAGGGUACCAGGAGUACGCCAUCCAGCAGACGCCAUAUGAGCAACCGAUGAAGUCAAGCAGGCUAGGCCCCACUCAGCUCAAGAUCUUCACGUGUGAGUACUGCAACAAGGUCUUCAAGUUCAAGCACUCUCUGCAGGCACACCUGCGGAUCCACACCAAUGAGAAGCCCUACAAGUGCUCCCAGUGCAGCUACGCCAGCGCCAUCAAGGCCAACCUCAACGUGCACCUGCGCAAGCACACGGGGGAGAAGUUCGCCUGCGACUACUGCUCCUUCACUUGCCUGAGCAAGGGCCACCUCAAGGUGCACAUCGAGCGGGUGCACAAGAAGAUCAAGCAGCACUGCCGCUUCUGCAAGAAAAAGUACUCGGACGUCAAGAACCUCAUCAAGCACAUCAGGGACGCGCACGACCCGCAGGACCAGAAGGUCAAGGAGGCCUUGGACAAGCUCUGCCUGAUGACCAGGGAGGGCAAGCGGCAGCUGCUCUACGACUGCCACAUCUGCGAGCGCAAGUUCAAGAACGAGCUGGAUCGCGACCGCCACAUGCUGGUGCACGGUGACCAGUGGCCCUUCGCCUGUGAGCUGUGCGGCCACGGCGCCACCAAGUACCAGGCGCUGGAGCUGCACAUCCGGAAGCACCCGUUCGUCUAUGUCUGCGCUGUGUGCCUCAAGAAGUUCGUCAGCUCUGUCAGGCUGCGUGCCCACAUCAAAGAGGCGCACGGGGCUGCCGAGGAGGCCGCCGUCUUCCACAGCUCCGUCAACCAGAGCUUCUGCCUGCUGGAGCCUGGAGGGGACAUCCACCAGGAAGCCUUGGGGGACCAGCUGCAGCUGGCAGAAGAGGAGUUGGUGUUCCAGGGGGUGAAUGCCCCCAAAGAGGCGGCCUGUCCUGCAGAUCCUCGGCCUGAGGAGGGCCAGAAGGAGCCGGAGGCCCCUGUGGAAAUCCCUGCCCCGGCCGAGCACUCAGCUACCCCUCCGGCCGAAGGUGCCGCCCUGCCCCCCUGCGAGCUGGGAGCCACUGUGGUCUCAUCGGCCCUUCCGUCACCUGCGGUGGUUUCCGAUGACUUUCUCUUGAAAAACAAUACCUCCUCCACUGCUGAGGCUCACGCCGUGCCUGAAAAGACCGUGGACCCCCAGCAUGGAGACCCAACCCAAACUCAGGACGAAGGGAUCGCACUACUGCUGUCUAAGGACAAAGGCGCUAGCCCGCACCAGGAGCCCCAGGAUGCAGAGAGCCCUCCGUGCGAAGGGCAGGACACUGCUGCCCUCCCACCCACCAGCCCAGACCCUAGUGGGUAUCUCAGGUCAGGCCCAGCUGAGGCCUCUGAACUUCUUCCUCCCGUGGCGGGUGGUGGGGAUGCCAUCAUCUGCCAGCCCGACUCCUGCAAACCUGCCUCAGAGCCCCAAAGUGACGUUACCCCCUUCAUGAAGAUCCUAAACAGUUUACAGAAGAAGCAGAUGAACACCGGCCUGUGUGAGAGGAUCCGGAAGGUGUACGGAGACCUGGAGUGUGAAUACUGUGGCAAACUUUUUUGGUACCAAGUGCACUUCGACAUGCAUGUCCGCACCCACACCCGAGAGCAUCUGUAUUAUUGCUCACAGUGUCAUUAUUCUUCCAUCACCAAAAACUGCCUUAAACGCCACGUAAUUCAGAAACACAGUAACAUCUUGCUGAAGUGUCCCACUGACGGCUGUGACUACUCGACUCCAGAUAAAUACAAGCUGCAGGCACAUCUUAAAGUUCACACAGAGCUGGACAAAAGGAGUUAUUCUUGUCCUGUGUGUGAAAAGUCUUUUUCAGAAGAUCGAUUGAUAAAGUCACAUAUCAAGACCAACCAUCCUGAGGUCUCCAUGAGCACCAUUUCCGAGGUUCUCGGGAGGAGGGUACAGCUGAAGGGGCUAAUUGGAAAAAGAGCCAUGAAGUGUCCGUACUGCGAUUUCUAUUUCAUGAAGAAUGGCUCAGACCUGCAGCGUCACAUCUGGGCUCACGAAGGUGUGAAACCCUUCAAAUGUUCUUUGUGCGAGUAUGCAACUCGUAGCAAGAGUAACCUCAAGGCUCACAUGAACCGUCACAGCACUGAGAAAACCCACCUAUGUGACAUGUGUGGCAAGAAAUUCAAAUCAAAAGGGACGUUGAAAAGUCACAAGCUCCUUCACACAGCUGACGGGAAGCAGUUCAAGUGCACGGUGUGUGACUACACGGCGGCCCAGAAGCCACAGCUGCUGCGGCACAUGGAACAGCAUGCCUCCUUCAAGCCUUUCCGCUGUGCUCACUGCCAUUACUCCUGUAACAUUUCCGGCUCUCUGAAGCGGCACUACAACAGGAAGCACCCCAACGAGGAGUACACCAACGUGGGCACCGGGGAGCUGGCGGCCGAAGCACUGGUUCAGCAAGGUGGUUUGAAGUGUCCCGUUUGCAGCUUUGUGUAUGGCACCAAAUGGGAGUUCAACAGGCACUUGAAGAACAAACACGGGCUGAAGCUGGUGGAAAAUGAAGGAGACCCCAAGUGGGAGCCAGCAACAGAAACUCCUGAAGAACCGUCUACCCAGUAUCUCCACAUCACGGAAGCCGAAGAGGACGUUCAGGGGACACAGGCAGCCGUGGCCGCGCUCCAGGACCUGAGAUACACCUCCGACAGUGGUGACAGACUCGACCCCACAGCUGUGAAUAUCCUCCAGCAGAUCAUCGAGCUGGGCACCGAGACCCACGAUGCCACCGCUGUGGCCUCGGUGGUUGCCAUGGCACCAGGGACCGUGACUGUCGUGAAGCAGGUGACGGACGAGGAGCCCAGCUCCAACCACACGGUUAUGAUCCAGGAGACCCUGCAGCAAGCGUCCGUGGAGCUGGCCGAGCAGCACCACCUGGUGGUGUCCUCCAACGAUGUGGAGGGCAUCGAGACAGUGACGGUGUACACGCAGGGCGGCGAGGCCUCCGAGUUCAUCUUCUACGUGCAGGAGGCUGUGCAGCCCGCAGAGGGGCAGCCUGCGGAGCCUCCCGGCCUGGAGCUCUAGGGCCAUGCGGCACGGCCGCCAGGGGCACACACCAGGGCGGGAGCCUCCCAG
Molecule: messenger RNA, 4816 nt
Organism: Trichechus manatus latirostris (Florida manatee)
Lineage: Eukaryota; Metazoa; Chordata; Mammalia; Sirenia; Trichechidae
Gene: ZFAT
Product: zinc finger and AT-hook domain containing
Exons: 16
Coding region: 1031-4765 (1244 amino acids)
Biological process (GO): regulation of DNA-templated transcription
Molecular function (GO): RNA polymerase II cis-regulatory region sequence-specific DNA binding; DNA-binding transcription factor activity, RNA polymerase II-specific
Source: RefSeq, a predicted model, not a curated record